UUCUAAAGUGAUCUCUGAGUGCUGCGCAUCAUCCAUCAGUCUCCGAGAGUAUUAAAGCUUUUCUCAUAGAAAAUACCUCGCAGUUCACACACCUUGUCUGCUGCCAUUGACUGAUGCCCAGUAAGUCUCUUUAUAGAAAUGAAAAUUCCCUUCCAUUCUCCUUCAAAUCCCGCCCUUCUCUCUUUCUCUCUGAAGAAGAUUCCAAAACAAAUCGCUCGGUGACAAAUCACAGCUUUCAGCUUAGUUUUCCGAGCUAAUAUCCACCGUCCGACCAUCAUCUCCAUAAAAAAACCCCAGAUCCCACCGCAUUUUCCCUUCAUCUCGUCCAUUACAGAUCUCUUCCUCUUCUAGUGUUUGGUAAAGCCUUUGGAGCUUUCUCCUUGUAGCAUUUACACAUCUUAGGUGUAUAUCUCUGGUUUCGGGCCUUUUUUAAAGCGAUUUUAAAACCGUUUGGAUACUUGCCUUUGGAGCACUUGCGGAUCUCCGGAUAAUCUUGCGGGUUCUGCAAAUCAUCGACCAUUAAAGAGAUUUUUGGACCUUUCUGUUUGAGACUCUCCGCAGCCGGACUUUUCCGCAAGAUUUACAGCUUCUGAGCAGCUAUUUCUCUAUUUUCCGCCCUUAAAGUGCUCUUUUUGGGCUUUCUCCCCGUCAAGAUCCUCAGAUCUACCGAUUUUUUUAAAACAUUUUGAUUUUUUCUAUUUUUAUCCGGAAAAAAUGCUUCAUCUUUUGCUGGCGAUUUUCCUCUACUUCUCCGUUUCGGCGCCUUUCUUUCUGGAACGCGCGUCGGCAGGGGACGUGCUAACUUGCGCCAGGGCUGUACGGAUGAGGUACAGGCCGGAGGUGAUAUCAAUAACGGACUUUGGUGGAGUCGGCGACGGGCAGACUCUGAAUACGUUAGCGUUUCGGACGGCGAUAUAUCGGAUCGGGCAUAUGAGGAAAAGAGGCGGGACGCUGCUCUACAUACCGACGGGGGUUUGGCUGACGGGGAGCUUUAACCUCACCAGCCACAUGACAUUGUACUUAGCCAAGGACGCUGUUAUCAAAGCUACUCAGGAUACAACAAACUGGCCGUUAAUUGAUCCUUUGCCAUCCUAUGGAAGGGGGAGAGAGCUACCUGGUGGGAGGUAUAUGAGCUUUAUUCAUGGGGACGGGCUUCGGGAUGUGAUAAUAACAGGCCAGAAUGGGACGAUUGAUGGGCAAGGUGAGGUGUGGUGGAACAUGUGGAGGCAAAGAUCACUCCAAUUCACGAGACCUAAUCUGGUUGAGCUUGUGAAUUCCAAUGGCAUUAUCAUUUCCAAUGUGGUAUUCAAGAACUCGCCUUUCUGGAAUAUUCACCCUGUUUAUUGCAGCGAUGUUGUCAUAAGACACGUCACCAUUUUAGCUCCACCAGACUCACCCAAUACAGAUGGAAUCGAUCCAGAUUCCAGCUUCAAUGUUUGCAUAGAGGACUGCUACAUUGCGACCGGAGAUGAUCUGGUGGCUGUGAAGAGCGGUUGGGAUGAAUAUGGCAUUGCCUAUGGCCGUCCAAGCUCUGGCAUCACCAUCAGGCGGUUGAGUGGUUCGACCCCAUUUGCCGGGAUCGCUAUUGGGAGCGAAACAUCUGGUGGGGUAGAGAAUGUUUUGGCAGAGAAUGUGAGCCUCUUCAACACAGGUGUUGGCAUCCAUGUGAAGACGAACAUUGGCAGGGGAGGGUUCAUUAGGAAUAUAACGGUGCAGGAUGUACGCAUGGACAAUGUGCGCAAAGGGAUAAAAAUAGCAGGCGACACGGGUGAUCAUCCCGACAACAAUUUCAAUCCGAAUGCACUCCCGAUCGUUGAUGGGGUUACGUUAAGGAACCUUUGGGGUGUGAACAUUCAGCAGCCGGGUGUAAUGCAAGGGUUAAAGAACUCUCCAUUCACUCAGAUAUGCCUCUCGAAUGUUAAUUUUGGUGGUGUUGGUUCGGGUGGUACAGGGACAGUAUGGAAGUGUGCAGACAUCAGCGGUGCCGCCCUUGGAGUAGAGCCAUCGCCGUGCCCAGAAUUGACCAGCACCCAUGGGAAUGUUGGCUUCUGUUCUGUUCCUAGCUAAGACUCAUUAGAAUCUAUUCUACAAGAACAAAAAUUGUUUUUUUUCUUCUUUUUGUAUGGAAAUAAAGUGCAGAUUUCCUUCUCA
Molecule: messenger RNA, 2151 nt
Organism: Magnolia sinica
Lineage: Eukaryota; Viridiplantae; Streptophyta; Magnoliopsida; Magnoliales; Magnoliaceae
Product: probable polygalacturonase
Exons: 5
Coding region: 715-2067 (450 amino acids)
Biological process (GO): carbohydrate metabolic process
Molecular function (GO): polygalacturonase activity
Source: RefSeq, a predicted model, not a curated record